Molecule: messenger RNA, 913 nt
Organism: Propithecus coquereli (Coquerel's sifaka)
Lineage: Eukaryota; Metazoa; Chordata; Mammalia; Primates; Indriidae
Gene: RAB39A
Product: RAB39A, member RAS oncogene family
Exons: 2
Coding region: 67-720 (217 amino acids)
Biological process (GO): Rab protein signal transduction
Cellular component (GO): Golgi membrane
Molecular function (GO): GTPase activity; GTP binding
Source: RefSeq, a predicted model, not a curated record
ACAGUUCCCGCCGCCGAACUUACCCGGCGGGUGGGGCGGCCCGGGAGCUAGCGGGGCACGUGAGCGAUGGAGACCAUCUGGAUCUACCAGUUCCGCCUCAUCGUGAUCGGGGACUCUACCGUGGGCAAGUCGUGCCUCCUGCACCGCUUCACCCAGGGCCGCUUCCCCGGGCUGCGCUCCCCCGCCUGCGACCCCACCGUCGGCGUGGACUUCUUCUCCCGCCUGCUGGAGAUCGAGCCCGGCAAGAGGAUCAAGCUGCAGCUCUGGGACACGGCGGGCCAGGAGCGAUUCAGAUCAAUAACUCGAUCUUAUUACCGCAACUCAGUUGGUGGCUUUUUAGUAUUUGACAUUACUAACCGACGAUCUUUUGAACAUGUGAAAGAUUGGCUAGAAGAAGCAAAAAUGUAUGUACAGCCAUUUCGGAUUGUAUUUCUGCUAGUGGGACAUAAAUGUGAUUUAGCUUCACAACGUCAAGUUACAAGGGAAGAAGCUGAAAAACUAUCAGCAGACUGUGGAAUGAAAUACAUAGAAACCUCAGCAAAAGAUGCUACAAAUGUUGAAGAAUCCUUCACAAUCUUGACAAGAGACAUAUAUGAACUUAUUAAAAAGGGAGAAAUUUGUAUUCAGGAUGGCUGGGAAGGGGUUAAAAGUGGUUUUGUUCCAAAUACUGUGCAUUCUUCUGAGGAAGCAGUAAAGCCGAGGAAAGAGUGCUUCUGCUGACUUCAAACAUGCCAAAGAACUAACAAGAACAGAUUGGGUGUCAUUUCAGGAUAAAUACCAACAUUAACAGCAGAAUGAUGUAAUGAAAGCAUUAAAAAACCCACACUGACACUAUUUUGUAAGGUAUUUGAUUCGGAGCACUAUACUUACUUGUUACACUACCAGAUUAGAUAUUUUGCUAAAUUAUCAGGCA